AUGUGGCGGCCGCCUGUGAAUCGGCUGAUGAAGACUCUGGACCGAGCAUUCUUCCAAAGCACCAUCAAUAUAAAAGCCGCGAGAGUUUUCGACAACAAAAAUAUCUUCAAAAUCCGAACGGCACUUGAACGCAGCAAGGAUGUCCUCGUUCAGGAGCGAAUUGGCAGCGUCCAUCCAGAUCCCGAUACCGACCUGGCCAAAACUGGAAGGAAAUGCAUCUUGCUCAGACCCGAAGUAAGGAUAUCAGACGAUGCAGRAUCUACAAGUACUCCCUGGCCACACUCCACCACCCUCUCAGAACUCAUCAAAGAUGAGCUCGUCACCGUCAUCCCCUACCAGCUCCAGCUCGACUACGACUACUGGACCUACCAUGAUAUCAUGUCCGCAAUCCUCCCCGAAGACGAACAAGGCGAGAUUCCCUCCGGUUUCUCCCAAGUAGGCCAUGUAGCCCAUCUCAACCUCCGCGACGAAUACCUCAAACACAAACACAUUAUCGCCGAAAUCAUCAUGGACAAGAACCCCGGUGUCAAGACUGUCAUCAACAAAAUCGAUGAUGUCGGCGAGGAGAGCGAAUUCCGAACGUUCAAAUAUGAAGUCCUGGCGGGUCCAGAUGAUCUCAAUGUCAUGAUUUCCGAAGAAGGCUGCAAUUUCAAAUUCGACUACAGCAAAGUGUACUGGAAUAGCAGACUCAACACCGAGCAUCGCCGACUAGUCGCGACAUUCAAAGAAGGCGAAGCAGUCUGCGAUGUCAUGGCGGGAAUCGGCCCCUUUGCAGUACCUGCAGGAAAGAAGAAGAUUUUCGUCUGGGCAAACGAUCUCAACCCCGACAGUUACGAGAGCCUCCAAGACGCCAUUAAGCGGAACAAGGUCGCGGAUUUCGUACGACCGUUCAACGAGGAUGGUCGAACGUUCAUUCGCACCGCCGUCGCUGAGUUGGCCGAACAAGAUCGAACAGUAGAAGUCACCAAGAAAUCCUCACGAAAAGAUCCCGCUGCGAAACCUGCAGUCCUGCAAACUCUCCGACAACCACGCACCUUUUCCCAUUUCGUACUCAAUCUCCCCGCGUCUGCCAUAAGCUUCCUCCCAAGUUUCGUCGGCAUGUUCCCAGAAUCCGUUCGGAAGAACUUGGGUGACGAGAUUCGAAUGCCGCUCAUUCAUGUCUACUGCUUCAGCACAAAGAGUGAUGAUAAUGUUGAGGAAGGGAUCAAGAUUUGCGAGGAAAUUAGCAGGCAAAUACAGUAUGAGAUGAAGCCUGGGAAAAUCGAAGAUGGGGGUGUGGAGAUUUAUGAUGUGAGAGAUGUAGCACCGAAGAAGAGGAUGUUUUGUGCGAGUUUUAGACUACCAGAGGAGGUUGCUACGAGGACGGUUGAAUGA
This is a messenger RNA of Ramularia collo-cygni, 1374 nucleotides long. RefSeq names its product related to tRNA (guanine(37)-N1)-methyltransferase. The record is from RefSeq and is a predicted model, not a curated record. NCBI's taxonomy places the organism in Eukaryota, Fungi, Ascomycota, Dothideomycetes, Mycosphaerellales, Mycosphaerellaceae. Gene Ontology annotation, cellular component: mitochondrial matrix; cytoplasm. The coding region runs from base 1 to 1374 and encodes 457 amino acids. The transcript has a single exon. Gene Ontology annotation, biological process: mitochondrial tRNA methylation; tRNA N1-guanine methylation.